Colletotrichum navitas is the source of this 177-nucleotide messenger RNA. RefSeq lists its product as uncharacterized. NCBI's taxonomy places the organism in Eukaryota, Fungi, Ascomycota, Sordariomycetes, Glomerellales, Glomerellaceae. Bases 1 to 177 code for a protein of 58 amino acids. The transcript is spliced from 2 exons. The record is from RefSeq and is a predicted model, not a curated record.
AUGCCCGCUCCCGAGGCUCCCCAGCAGCAGGCCCCCAUGGAGGUCCCCGUCGACAACGGCAUCGUCACCCAGCAGCCCUCCGCCGAGCCCCAGCCCGAGAUGAGCCUCCGCGGUGGUGAGGAGGCCGGCUGUGAGAUCUGCUGCGGUCUCUGCGGCUGCGAUGAGUCUUGCUGCUAG